GGCUGAAACUCCAGCUUCUCUCAUUCCAUUCUCCUUCGUUUAGUUAAACCCCUCCCUUUGGUUAGUUUCGUUUACCUGAUCCUCUGUUUCUUUCUUUCUUUUACUUUCUUUGCCUUUGAAUUCUCUUCAUCCCCAUGUUGCUCUUCUUUCUUCACCUUCUGCUUCUGAGACUUGGGCUCUAGUUUCUUUCACCAGCCAAGGAACAAAAUUUCUCCACUCAAAAUGUUGAAACAAAAACUCUUGUUUUCUCGACCAACAGAGGGGUUACUCUGCUUCAAUUUCUAUACAAAAACACUGCCAUCUCCACUUAAUAAAUGGCUGUUCUGAGGAUUUUUUGAAUCAACUCCAUUAAUAUUAUCUUUCUGUUUCAAUUAAUGGGUAUUAAUUAAAUAAUAUAAAAAAGAAGAAUAAAAAUAACAUCUCCUAAAUGUUUUGUUGCAACAAAAUUAAGUUGAACAGUAACCAUAGUUUGAUUAACAUUAAAGUCUAUUCCAUGUGGUUGGUGGCUUAAGGUGGUAGGUUUAGAAAAAAAAAUAAUGUCUUCUAGAAUUGUAUACGAUCUAUUUGGAAAAAUGGCAGAGCGUGUGAUCACCCGAGUACACAGCCUCCGAGAGCGUCUGGAUGACACCCUUAUUGCCCAUAGAAACGAGGUUUUGGCCUUGCUCACAAGGAUCGAGGGUAAGGGAAAAGGGAUUCUGCAACACCAUCAAAUUAUCCUAGAGUUUGAAGCCAUCCCUGAAGAAACCAGAAAGAAGCUCGCUGAUGGAGCAUUUUCUGAAAUAUUGAGAGCCAGUCAGGAAGCGAUCGUGUUGCCACCAUGGGUUGCACUUGCAGUUCGUCCAAGGCCUGGUGUUUGGGAGUAUAUUAAAGUGAAUGUCCACGCCCUUGUUGUUGAGGAACUCACUGUUGCAGAGUAUCUUCACUUCAAGGAGGAGCUUGUUGAUGGAAGGUAUCUUGAAAAUUGUUCAUUUUCUGUUUACUUCACUCGUAAAUGCUCAUUUUACCACUGUUUCUUUGAUUUUUCUUGCAGUGCAAAUGGCAAUUUCGUUUUGGAAUUGGAUUUUGAGCCCUUCAAUGCAUCUUUCCCUCGCUCAACUCUUUCCAAGUCUAUCGGUAAUGGUGUUGAGUUCCUCAAUCGCCACCUUUCAGCUAAAUUGUUCCAUGACAAGGAGAGUAUGCACCCUUUGCUUGAAUUCCUCAAAGUCCAUUGCCACAAAGGAAAGAACAUGAUGUUGAAUGACAGAAUUCAAAACCUGAAUUCCCUUCAAUAUGUAUUGAGGAAGGCAGAAGAAUAUCUUGGUACACUGCCAGCUGAGACACCGUACACUGAACUGGAACACAAGUUCCAGGAAAUCGGUUUGGAGAGAGGUUGGGGUGAUACCGCGGGGCGUGUGCUGGAGAUGAUCCAACUCCUUUUGGAUCUUCUCGAGGCCCCUGAUCCUUGCACCCUUGAGAAGUUCCUCGGGAGAGUCCCCAUGGUGUUCAAUGUUGUCAUCCUUACUCCUCACGGAUACUUUGCUCAAGACAACGUUUUGGGGUACCCCGACACCGGUGGCCAGGUUGUAUACAUCUUGGAUCAAGUCCGUGCCUUGGAGAACGAGAUGCUCCUCCGUAUCAAGCAGCAAGGACUCAACAUUACCCCUCGAAUCUUAAUUAUUACCAGACUUCUCCCCGACGCUGUUGGAACAACUUGUGGUCAACGAGUUGAAAAGGUAUACGGAACGGAAUACUCCGACAUCCUCCGAGUACCCUUUAGAACAGAGAAGGGAAUUGUACGUAGAUGGAUCUCGAGAUUCGAAGUCUGGCCCUACUUGGAAACUUACACUGAGGAUGUUGCUCACGAAAUUUCCAAAGAGUUGCAAGGCAAGCCCGAUCUCAUCAUCGGAAACUAUAGUGACGGCAACAUUGUUGCCUCGUUGCUGGCUCACAAAUUGGGAGUCACACAGUGUACCAUUGCCCAUGCUUUGGAGAAAACAAAGUACCCAGAUUCCGAUAUUUACUGGAAGAAGCUAGAGGAUAAAUACCAUUUCUCCUGCCAAUUUACAGCUGAUCUUAUUGCAAUGAACCAUACAGAUUUCAUCAUCACUAGUACUUUCCAAGAAAUUGCAGGAAGCAAGGACACUGUUGGUCAAUAUGAGAGUCACACUGCUUUCACUCUUCCUGGUUUAUACCGAGUCGUACACGGUAUCGAUGUAUUUGAUCCCAAAUUCAACAUCGUGUCUCCCGGUGCUGACAUGAGCAUAUACUUCCCUUACACCGAGAAGAAGAGGAGGUUGAAGCAUUUCCACCCCGAGAUUGAAGACCUCCUUUAUAGCAAAGUCGAGAACGAAGAACACUUAUGUGUGCUAAAUGACCGCAACAAGCCGAUCCUAUUCACGAUGGCAAGGCUAGACCGUGUUAAGAACUUAACCGGACUCGUCGAGUGGUACGGCAAGAAUGCAAAGCUGCGCGAGUUGGUUAACCUCGUAGUCGUAGGUGGAGACAGGAGAAAGGAAUCCAAAGAUUUAGAAGAGAAGGCCGAAAUGAAGAAGAUGUUUGAGCUGAUAAAAACAUACAAAUUGAACGGUCAAUUCAGAUGGAUAUCAUCGCAAAUGAACCGAGUUAGGAAUGGUGAGUUGUACCGCUACAUUUGCGACACAAAAGGUGCCUUCGUACAACCAGCAUUGUACGAAGCCUUUGGAUUAACGGUUGUUGAAGCCAUGACUUGCGGAUUGCCAACAUUUGCUACCUGCAAAGGUGGACCAGCUGAAAUCAUUGUCCACGGUAAAUCUGGGUUCAACAUUGAUCCUUACCAUGGUGAUCAAGCUGCAGAAAUCCUUGUUGAUUUCUUCGACAAAUGUAAAAAGGAACCAUCUCACUGGAAUGACAUAUCUGAGGGUGGCUUGAAACGUAUCCAGGAGAAAUACACAUGGCAGAUAUAUUCGGAGAGGCUAUUAACAUUGACGGGAGUGUAUGGAUUCUGGAAGCACGUUUCCAACCUUGACCGUCGCGAGAGCCGCCGUUACCUGGAGAUGUUUUACGCUCUUAAGUACCGCAAGCUGGCUGAAUCGGUUCCUCUGGCAGAGGAGGAGUAAAACAAAGGAAGAGGCGGGUUUUCCCUGGAGGAUUUUUCUGAGUUCUUCAUAAUAAUAAUAAUAAUAAUAAUAAUAAUAAUAAUAAUAAUAAUCUUUUGUUGUUUUCAUAUUUAUGGCCGGACAAGAAAAAGCCUCUUUUGUAUCUCUUUUCCUUUUUUUGUUGUUUUAUUUUUCCCGGCAUUGUUAGAACAUGGAGGGGGUACUACGCCCUUGGAUUCCAACAAAAGAUUGUGAUUUUGUUUUCCAA
Messenger RNA from Gossypium arboreum, 3321 nucleotides. Its product is annotated as sucrose synthase-like. NCBI's taxonomy places the organism in Eukaryota, Viridiplantae, Streptophyta, Magnoliopsida, Malvales, Malvaceae. Gene Ontology annotation, molecular function: sucrose synthase activity. Gene Ontology annotation, biological process: sucrose metabolic process. The coding region runs from base 537 to 3074 and encodes 845 amino acids. The transcript has 13 exons. The record is from RefSeq and is a predicted model, not a curated record.